Molecule: messenger RNA, 1352 nt
Organism: Tetranychus urticae (two-spotted spider mite)
Lineage: Eukaryota; Metazoa; Arthropoda; Arachnida; Trombidiformes; Tetranychidae
Product: lewis-type alpha-(1,3)-fucosyltransferase-like
Cellular component (GO): membrane
Molecular function (GO): fucosyltransferase activity
Source: RefSeq, a predicted model, not a curated record
ACUAACAAGUCACUUGUAAGUCAUUUUAUAAAGUGCCUAUUUCUAUAUUCUAGUCUUACUAUUGUGUUAGCUUCAAUCUGGCAGCCAUGAGCAUCAAAAGGUCCAAGUUAUUGAUUGCUAUAUUAAUCGCAUUAAUAACAGUCUUUCUACUGAUUCAACUAGUUUUCCAAAAAUCUCAUCCAUUACCUCAGAUACCACCGAUUCCAACUUCAGUUUUAGUUAAAAGUGCUGAAAAUUCAUCUUCUAAAGGAUCAGCUAAUCCACAAUAUUUAACAACUAUUGAAACUAAGAUUUCAUCGUUAAAUGGAGAUGGAACUAAUGUUAAAGAGCUUCCUCAUUCAUCGCAAACAGUACCUAGAACUUCCCAAAUAUUAUUGUGGACUGAUUUUUUCAGCCAAAAAAACUAUGUUCGAGAUGAAUGGAGAUCAAAUUGUGACUACACAAACUGUCGAUUUACAUCAAAUCGUAGCAUAUUGGAAAAUGCUGAUGGUCUUAUAUUUCAUGCUAGAGAUAUUAAUAUUUCAGAUUUACCAAAUAAACGUAAACCUGAACAAAGAUGGAUCUUUUUAAAUCACGAAUCACCUGCUCACACCUCUUUCAGUUCUCUUUCUUCAUUGGAUGGUCUCAUCAAUUGGACAGCAACUUAUCGCCUGGACUCAGACUUCCAAUUAUCUCCACUAUUUGUUCCUGUUCCCACUGUUUUACCCAAACCUUUUAUCAAUCACCAAAGACCCGGAAUUGUGAGUUGGCUAGUGAGCAAUUGUCACACCCCGAGCAAUCGAGAAGCUUAUGUGGAAGAGCUUUCUAAAUACAUUCCUGUGGAUAUUUAUGGAGCUUGUGGUAAUCACACAUGCUUACCAAAAAUGUCUCAGGAUUGUUAUAAGACAUUAGCUGAUAAAUAUUAUUUUUAUCUUUCAUUCGAGAACUCUAUCUGCUCCGAUUAUGUGACGGAAAAAUUUUUCUUCAUUAUGAACUAUCCUAUCGUACCAAUCGUUUUUGGUGGCGCAGAUUAUAAGAAAAUUGCGCCUUCCAAUUCAUUUAUUGAUGCAUUAUCAUAUGAAUCUCCAAGAAGUUUAGCUGAAUAUCUAAAGCAUUUGCUUGAAAAUCCAGAUGAUUAUAAUAGUUACUUCAACUGGAAAAGGUUUUACACUCAAUCCUCAUCUCAUUAUGCUUGUCAAAUUUGUAAAGCUUUGAACAAAGAAGGCGAUUCCAAGAAAACAUGGGAUAAAUUAUCUGAAUGGUGGUUUGGAAAUGCUACUUGUUAUCGUUGGGACAAAAAGCAAGCUAAUUCAAUCAAAAUCAAAGAUUAAUGUGUAAGAACUGUCAAAGCAAAAAAGAAACUCUGUUUCACU